AUGUACCCAUCCCUGGGGUGGCAGCAGAAGUCCCACCCCUUUGACUGUCAGUCAACUGGUCUCCAGGAAAGCACCAAGGGGCCCCUGUGCCUCGGAAGUACUGGAGAGGAGAAGGGAGCCCCACUGCUCCGCCCACGACAAGCCGAGGUGCAGGUCUCCCAGUCUGGAGGCCCGGAAGUGGCUAUUGGGAGAGAGAGGCAGGGCCGGUUUUCCUUCCCACGGCAGAGGCAGCCCGUGAUCCGCGGCCUUCGGGGACGGCCGGGAUGGGCUCCUGGGCCAGAGGAGCAAGGACACUUGUUUGUGGCCCAGGCCAUCGACCUGGUCUGGGGAACCUUUCAGAGGGGUCGGUGCGGCGAGGAGGCCGAGGGAGGCAGCCGGGGCACGGACCAAUCAGAGGAGGGACGGAGCGGGAUGGGGCUGGGCAGGAGGCGGGGAGUCCGUCCUUCUUCCAACUUUGAGGGAGGCCCAGCCAAUGCCAGGGGGCUCCCUGGGCAGGAGUGUCCAAAGGUGCCUGCUGCCCCUUCAAGCCCGGCCCAGAUCCCGGGGAGCCAAACCUGCCAGGCUUGCGGGGCCCCCCGAUGGUCGCCGUGGUCCGCCUGGUCCCCGUGUUCCGUGUCCUGCGGGGGGGCUCCCAAGCUGCCCAUACCUGCCUGGGUAGGGCCGUCUCUGGGGAAGGGGCAGCCCGGGAGCCUUCGUUGGGAGCUCCAGGUGUGCCAGGACCGGGAGUGUUGCCCGGAGGCUGGCGGCUGGUCCGACUGGGGGCCAUGGACCCCGUGCUCCGUGACUUGUGCUAAGGGUCUGCGGAGCCGCCGGAGGGCCUGUAACCGGCCCGUCCCAAAGUGUGGGGGCAGCUGCUCUGGUGGGGAAACCGAGACCGAGCCGUGCGACACGCAGAGCCUCUGUCCCAUCCACGGGGCCUGGGCAGCCUGGGGGCCUUGGGGACAGUGCUCGGCCUCCUGCCACUGGGGACCCCAGGUCCCCGUCCAACAGAGAACCAGAAUGUGCUCUUCUCCGGCCCCCUCGACCCAGCCCCCGGGGAGACCCUGUUCCGGCCCCGCCUACGAGCAGCAAGGCUGCAAGGGCCUCCCACCGUGCCCUGGUAGGGGUGGCUGGGGUCCCUGGGGCCCCGCCAGCCCCUGCCCGGUGACCUGUGGCCUGGGUCGGACCCGGGCGGCGGCGUGCAACGCCCCUCACCCCCAGCCGGGCCGCCGGCUGUGCCCGGGGCGGGGCCAAGGCCUGUGCAACCACCGGGAGAAACCCUGCCCGGAUCCCCGGUCCUGGGGCCCCUGGGGAAUGGGGCCCUGCACCCCCCAGAUCACCAACAUCGCGUGUCAGAACGUGCCAGGCCAGCAGCAGCGCUCUCGAGUGUGCGAGGGCCGGCUCCACAAUGGCCAGCGCUGCACGGGCCGCUUCCAGGAGACCCGGCACUGCUACAACAUCCACCUGUGCCCCUUGGACGGCUCUUGGGCAGCCUGGGGGCCCUGGGGUCUCUGCACGCCCCCCUGUGGGCCCUCCCCCACCCGCUCCCGGCAACGUCACUGCACCGCCAAGUUGCCCGCUUACUCGCCCACCGUGACCGUGGUAGAAGGCCAGGGGGAGAGGAACGUGACGUUCUGGGGAAGCCCCCGGCCCCGCUGCGCCGAGUUGCAGGGCCAGAAGGUCAAAGUGGAGGAGAAGAAGCCCUGUCUGCACCCUCCCCCCUGCAAAGACCCUCUGGAGGAGGGAGGCUGACCCGGCAUCCCGAGGAGGACUCGGCAUCCUGGGUGGGGGGGGAGCCCGGGGUCACGGAGGGGAUUCUCCUGCCCCACAGGCCCGAGUCUUGUGAAGCGCUGCCCCCAAUAAACAGAUCUCCCAGCUCAA
Sarcophilus harrisii (Tasmanian devil) is the source of this 1860-nucleotide messenger RNA. RefSeq names its product complement factor properdin (gene CFP). Lineage: Eukaryota; Metazoa; Chordata; Mammalia; Dasyuromorphia; Dasyuridae. The record is from RefSeq and is a predicted model, not a curated record.